This is a messenger RNA of Fonticula alba, 309 nucleotides long. RefSeq lists its product as hypothetical. Bases 1 to 309 code for a protein of 102 amino acids. NCBI's taxonomy places the organism in Eukaryota, Rotosphaerida, Fonticulaceae. The transcript has a single exon. The record is from RefSeq and is a predicted model, not a curated record.
AUGUCCCGCUUCGCUUCGAUCCUCAAGACCUGGUACGAGCCCGCCGCCGUGCCCAUCUAUGCGGUCAUUGCCCUGUCCACCGUCGGCGCCACCUACUACCUUGGCCGCCUGAUGAACGGCCAGGAUGUCGCCAUCAACAUGAAGAAGCCCAUGCCCUUCCUCAACACCAACCCGGACUCUCUGCCCACCAAGUUCAUGAUGGUCAGCAACAAGGAGCGCUACGAGGCUGCCUUCGCCAGCCGCGCUGCCCAGCUUGCCACCCUCGAGGCUGAGUACGCCGCCAAGCAGGCCGAUGAGGCCUCCCUCUAA